AUGGCAGCUACAGCAGGAGGGAACCUGCUUUUGCUCGACGAGCCGACCAAUGACUUGGACGUGGACACGCUAAGGGCGCUGGAAGACGCCAUCGAUGCCUACCCGGGGUGCGCGGUGAUCGUGAGCCACGACAGGUAUUUCCUGGACAAGGUCGCGACGCACACGCUCGCCUUCGAGGACGACGGGGGCGUGGUGUGGUUCGAAGGCAGCUUCGCCGAGUAUGAGCAAGACCUCCGGAGACGGGCAGGGGGCAACGAGCCCAAGAGACCCAAGUUCAGGCCGCUUCCGGCCGUCUGAGGCGCUCGUUUGUGAUAUCA
This is a messenger RNA of Ectocarpus sp. CCAP 1310/34, 317 nucleotides long. The record is from the annotation of a GenBank genome assembly. Lineage: Eukaryota; Phaeophyceae; Ectocarpales; Ectocarpaceae.